This is a messenger RNA of Anthonomus grandis grandis, 6816 nucleotides long. RefSeq names its product bromodomain-containing protein 3-like. The record is from RefSeq and is a predicted model, not a curated record. Bases 613 to 4875 code for a protein of 1420 amino acids. Gene Ontology annotation, cellular component: nucleus; chromatin. Gene Ontology annotation, biological process: regulation of DNA-templated transcription; chromatin remodeling. NCBI's taxonomy places the organism in Eukaryota, Metazoa, Arthropoda, Insecta, Coleoptera, Curculionidae. The transcript is spliced from 24 exons.
GCGUAGAAUAUUAAAAGCUAACCGCAUAAAACGGGAAUUUAACAAACAAUUCAGACCCAAACGGGGCAAUUUCGCGUUAAAUAAACGUUUAGCAAACCUUUGCGGCAGUAGCAGCCAUUAUUUAAAUCCGAGGGCAUCCGCAAUAAAACCCAAGGAAACGUACAUUUUAUGCCUAAACUGCAUAGAAAUUAUCACUUAAAAUGCAAUUUUAUCAGUAUUUCCUUAAUUUUAAAGGCUAAAGGGCCGUAAUAUUGAAAAAUUUUCAUGUCCGAUGUAAAAGCGACAGUCCGACGUCCGCCAUCACGGAGUCGUCGCGAGUCAGUCGAAUCGAACGAAGCUACUUCGUGAACGUGAAAAGUGAACUGUGUUUUGUGUCUUCGUAUUUUACGUGAUUCUCAUGUGGAUUAUUCGUUAAAAUACGUAGGUUCUGUGCGAAAAAAAGGAAAAUAAAUGUAAGCUUUUCGGCAGUGUUAACAAACAAGAUACCAUGAACUUAAUUUAUUGAAACUUACUCGCUAAGCAUGGGAUAUGCCGAUAGUCUGCCGGGAUUUUUCCAUUGUUCAUGAUAGAGCCAAAGGGUUGCCUGCUUUGCUGAACUGGUAGGCUAAGGCGAUGCAACAGGUUGUCACUGCUGCACAAAAUCAGAGUGGCAAGAUGAACGAACAAGCCGCCGCGGGCAACGGGGCGGCCGCCGCCCCCGCUCCCUCUGCUACUCCCGCGAGUCGCGAAAACCGCGAACCGCCCCCCAGAAACGAGACUCCCGUCGAACCGGUCAACGGGGUGGUUCAACCCCAUGUUGCUCCUCCUCCAGAAAGGCCUGGACGCGUAACCAAUCAGUUGCAAUUUCUACAAAAAACGGUGCUUAAAGCCGUUUGGAAGCAUCAGUUUGCUUGGCCCUUCCAGCAGCCAGUGGACGCUAAAAAACUAAACCUACCGGAUUAUCAUAAAAUCAUCAAACAACCAAUGGACUUGGGCACGAUCAAGAAACGCCUGGACAACAACUACUAUUGGUCCGGAAAAGAGUGCAUUCAAGAUUUUAAUACGAUGUUUACGAAUUGUUAUGUUUAUAAUAAGCCGGGGGAGGAUGUGGUCGUUAUGGCGCAGACUCUAGAAAAGGUGUUCCUUACAAAAGUAGCUGACAUGCCGAAAGAGGAGCUGAUCGUAGAAACCCAAACAAAAGGUGGUAAAGGGAAAAAGGGGCGAACCAGUGCCGGACCGUCGUUGGUCACCGGUUCACGUGGUAGACCGCCCUUGUCCGUCUCGUCGACGGUCGCAAAUCCCAUUGCCACGACAACUGGUUCUGUAGGCCUGCCUUUGGGUACGGCCCCCCCGGUCACUGUACCCGGUAGUACAGCGACGACAACGAUCGCUGCCGCCCCCAAUAGCGUGCCCGCGUCCCCGUUGGCGCAAAGUACGACCGUGGGCGCGGCCGCCUCCGCUACCGCCGUCGCCGCUCCCACCGCCGUCGCCGCCGCCGCCGCAGCCCCUCCCAAUUACGCCGCUCAGAGUAUAGAGACACUCGGGGUGGUGCCUCACGCGCAGCCCGCCGUCAAAAGUAAAAAGGGCGUCAAAAGAAAGGUAGCUGACACGACAACUCCGGCGACGACGUACGACUAUUUACCAUCUGGGGCGGAUUCGAACUCCUCGUCGAACGCCAGUAAAAUAUCGAAAAGGCGGGAGUCCGGACGACAAAUUAAAAAACCCCUUCGCACCCAGGAAAUGGAUGGUAUGGGGCCCUACGGAGGAGCGGCGGCGUCGGGGGUGGCCCCAUCUCCUGCGAGUCAAGCGGCAGCCGCCUUAAAAUCUAAAGAGAAACUGAACGAAGCACUGAAGGCUUGCAAUGAAAUCCUUAAAGAUCUCUUCUCUAAAAAACACUGUAGUUACGCGUGGCCGUUUUACAAGCCGGUGGACGCGGAACUGCUCGGCCUCCACGACUAUCACGACAUCAUCAAGAAACCGAUGGAUCUCGGCACCGUCAAGCGGAAAAUGGACUCGCGCGAGUACCGUUCCGCCCAGGAGUUCGCCCAGGACGUCAGACUCAUUUUUACGAAUUGCUAUAAGUACAACCCCUCCGAUCAUGACGUGGUCGCCAUGGCGCGGAAGUUACAGGAUGUCUUUGAAGUCAAAUUCGCAAAAAUCCCUGACGAACCACUGAACAGGAUAAGCGGUACUGUUUCGCAGGAAUCCAGCUCGUCCGGAUUAGAAUCUGAAAGCUCCAGUGAUACGGAGGAUUCGGAAGAAGAGCGACGGAAUAAGCAAUUAAAGCAACUCGAAAAGGAGUUGUCGGCCAUGCAAGAAAGGAUGAGAAAAUUAGUGGAGGAGAGCACCAAACGGAAAAAAGAAAAGAAGAAGCAGAAGAUCGAGAAGCCUAAAAAGGGAUCGAUGCAACCUUUGAAUUCAGUUCCAAAUAGUACUGGCGGGAAGACGUCGACGAAUCAGGGACCGGGCGGCAUCGGCGGGGGCGGCAAACAAUUGCCGACCGCCCCGGAUAGCGUCGGCGCAGAGGACGGCGUGUCCGAAACUAAAACGGGCGGCGGGGCGGAACGAGGGGGCGGCGCGCAGGCCGCCACCGCCAAGACGCCCAAAACUAAAGGUAUUCGUGGUCCGAAACCGGCGGCGCCAGCACCGACGGGAGCAGCAGCGGGCGGUCCGCCGGCCAAACGGGCGAAAACCGGUCGCACGGGACCGGGGGGCGCGGGGCCCGGCCGUAAGAAGGCCCAACCCGCCCCCGUCGCUCCCGCCUUCGAUAGCGAAGACGAGGAUAUCGCUAAACCGAUGUCUUACGACGAGAAGCGGCAGCUAUCGUUGGACAUCAAUAAGCUACCGGGUGAUAAACUUGGCCGGGUGGUGCAUAUAAUCCAAUCUAGGGAGCCGUCCCUAAGAGAUUCCAACCCCGACGAGAUCGAAAUCGAUUUCGAAACGUUAAAACCGUCUACGCUCAGGGAACUGGAGAGUUACGUAGCGUCCUGUCUCAGAAAAAAGCCACGUAAGCCUUAUUAUAAAAAGUUACCGGGGAAAUCAAAAGAAGAACAAAUCGCCGAAAAGAAAAAGGAACUGGAAGAUCGGCUGCUCGACGUGAACCACAAGAUUGGGCCUACGAAGAAAGCACCUAAGAAAGAUGCGAAAAGUGAAGCGGCCGGUGCCGGUCGGAUGUCCUCGUCCAGUUCCAGCUCGGACAGCGACAGCUCGUCCUCGUCCAUGAGCAGCAGCUCUAGCGAUUCCAGCGACAGUGAAGCAGAUGUCCCGAGUGGUAAACAGACAAAAAAGUCCAAGUUAACCAAUUCAAAAAAGUCUCCUAGUUCGGCUGUGAAUCAAGGGAAUAUUGGAACUCAGCUUGUGCCGUCAACAAUAAUCCAAGUACCGCCGCGAAAACCGUCAUCGCAUCCUACCCCGGUGGCGGUCGUGCCGCCGGUAGUGACGACCACCGCCACCCCGACGGUGAACGCGGCGGUGCCGACGGUGGCGUCCGCCGCCCAAUUACCAACCAGUAAACCGGUGUCGGUGACGACCCCGAUCGCCGCCAACGCCCACAAACAAUCGACCAACGAUAAACCGCCGACGAUACCGUCACCGGCUCCGGCCCAACCGCCCAUCAGCACCGCCGGCAGGGGUACCAUGAUGCAAACCACGGUCGCCUCUCCCGAUAAACCGAAAUUGAAUAUUUUAUCGCCGUCGAUGGUCGAGGGCGGAUAUCCGGACCCGUUGGAGGAAAGUCUCGCCAAUUUGGAACAGGAAAUGGUCAAGAGCGAACCGAUGGAGAUGGAGUUGGCCGCUAUUACGACCAUGGCACAGGCAAAACAACAAAUUCCCACCUUAAACACGGUACCAGCGACGAUGCCUCAGCAUCUCAUGUCGAUGCCGCCCAAUCCUUUGGUCGGAAACGUAAACAUGAAACCGUCUUUGGGCGGAAUGGGCAGUUUGCCGCCCAAUAUGAGCGUGCCGCCCCAUCAUAAUCUGCAUAUGGAUCAAGAUAUGCAGAGUCUGAUGCAUCAGGUAGGACUGGGUCAUCCGCACUCUCAACAUCCAACCCAUUUACAAAACAACGGCUACAGUAUGAAACACGAGUUCCACGACAAUCCGCUCACAACAAACAAUAACGGCAUGUCCGGCAUGGGUCUGCCGAUGGAAGUAUCGAUAUCGUCGAUAUUCGAUCCGUUACCGAACCAUAUGAAUAACGCGCACAUCAAAAAGGAUCCGAUGAUGAAACACGAGGGCGUCUUCGAUUUACACGAUAAGAAACAACCGUCCCACGGAAUGGGCGGCGGUAUGAUGGCGGACGGACAGAAACCCUCAAAUAUCGCUUCGUUUGGUGGCGGUGCUGGAGGAAUAGUAGGCGGCGCACCGCCGCCCGGUUACAAAAUGAAACCGGACGUGAAGAACGCGAGUUCGUGGAGCAGUUUGGCGAGGGCGGGUUCGCCGCAGAACAACGCCGCCGGUAACAGUAGCAAACAACAAGUGAUGGACAGUUUUAAGGCGUUUCAAAAUAAGGCGAAAGAAAAGGCGGACCGCGAGAAACAGAGAUUGGAGACGUUAGAGUUGAAGAGACAGCAGAAGGAGCAGGCCGAUAGGGAGAGAUUAAGGCAGGAGAUGGAGAGACGGAGGGAGAUGGAGGAACAGGAGGCCUUGGAGAAAGCUAGGCAAGCGGUAGCAGAAAGGGAAAAGCCGCAACAAGCCGCAAGGGUAGAAGAGCUCCGUUCUUCACCAGGGGAGGGCAGUAACUCGCCCGGAUCUCUCAGUUCUGGAUCGGACCGAUUGUCGGAUCGGGAGAGGCAAAGGCUGCAGGAACAAGAAAGGAGAAGGAGAGAAGUGAUGGCCAACAAAAUCGACAUGAACAUGCAGAGCGACCUGAUGGCAGCUUUCGAGGGCUCGUUAUAGAGUGAAUCCAGUAGGUGUUUUGUGGCGUAUUUAUUUGUAGUAUGCUAGGAGAUAAAGAACAAUGGUGUUUUAUAUCCGGACUCGUCCGUAGUCGAAGAGUAAUUUAUUUUAUGUUUGUCGGGUUCGACUGGAACCGGGCGUAGGCAUGCAAUAAUUAUUGACGUUGGUUCUUUUUUAUUAUAAUUUGACGUGCGAGCUCUUUUUCGGUUGGCGUAAAGCUAACAUGCGGUAGCGUUGGCUAGAAUAUUUAAAAAAAAAAAAUAAAGUAGAGCCUAAUAAAUUAUACUAUAUAUUAUUAUGUUAAUAUUUAGUAAACUUUGACACUUAACCGACACACCGACUACUAGCUUAUAUGUGAUUAUAAUUUUUUUACGUAACCUCAUUUUUACUUACAUUAUGUUAAUUAAAAUGUGCAUUCAUUUUUUUUAAUUGUUAUUAUUUUGUAAGUAUUUUCAAAUAACUUAUUUUUUUGUUGUUACGAAUUUAUUUAUGGAAACUAUUAUUAUUUAUCACGGGGUAAAUCGUAUUGUACAUAUUUUCUUUUAUUUUUAGUAGUUUAAUUGAUAUUAUAUUGUAUUAAUUGGGUUUGCAGCAGGCCCAUAUAUAUUACACGUUUCAGUUCAUUUAUCGGUAAAGUAGCGAAUGAAAUUAAUUAAAACACACUUGAGAUACUCAGAAUUGAGAAGGGUGUAAGUUAUCAAAAAGAGUUUUACUAUGACAACUUAUUAAUACCUACCAAUUGCCUUGUAAUUCAGUCAAAAUUAGUGUUUUAAUUAAAUUUGUCUGCUACUUUACUCUUGGAUAAUAAUCCGUUGCUUCAUCACAAAAUCGCGAUUGUUCGAAACCGAUUUUCCUUUUACAAAAAUCGACUGUUUGCCACAACUAAUUAACCCGUGCCUGUUGCAGCCCGUUUUAUUAUAUAUUUAGCACAAAAAAUUGUAUAAAAAAUAUUUGAUUAUCAUUGUAAAAAGUUACUAUUAAGGUUAGUUAGAAAAAAAAAACCUUUACUCUUCGACUACUCUCUAUUAGGAGCUCAAAGGUAAUCACCCAAACGUUUAUACUUCCAUUUAUCCUUGCGUUUGGUUAAACUUUUUUUUUAUAUUAUGGAACAUAAUAAUUUGUAGAUUUUACUUACAUUGUAUAUAUAAAAUUAAAAAAAAACAUUAAAUUAAUAUAAAUCGACGUUAUAUGUGUACAUACAUUUUCUUGGGUUUUAGGUUAAGUUCUUGAAAGAGGCAUGUGAGUGGUUUCGGACUGGAUAUCAGGUUGUUUGUGAACCUGUCGGGGUUUCUUUUUUUUCGAAAUGAAGGGAUAUCUAUCUUUAUCCAGUAUUAAGUAAUAAUUAAAUAUAGAAGUAAAAAAAAAUAAUUAAAAUUAUGUACUUUAUUAUACGGCCGCUUUAGUUCGACUGGCUUAGAAGUAAAAAUUCAAUUUUUUUCGAUUUUCUUUUAAUUACUAACAAAUUACUACCUAGUAGCGCUUUAAAAAAAUGAAAUUAUUUAAUUGUACAGGGUUUUCCGUCUAAACUGCAUUUACUUCUGUAUUUAUUAUUUAACAAAUUCAAGUAUCUGUAAAACUACACUAAAAAAAAAGACAUUAAUAUAGAAGUAGAUGCAACAAGUAAAUAAAUGUCAUGUUAUAUAAUAAAAUUCCUUUUUCAACUGAAACUGGAAUGAACAUUAAUUUUCAAUGUUGAACCUGAUGUUCGUGUGUCUAUAUUAAGCCAUUAACGAUGUAAUUUUUAAUUGCGGGUUUGGUCGAAAAAAACCAACCCCGCAAACAGAAUCAUUAUAAUUCUAUUUCUUUUAUGUAAUUUCUUUAGUUUUUCCGGAACAACCAGCUCGGAAGAAUUGUUAAUUAAUUUUUAUUGUCUUUAUUGUGAAUUUGAAGCAUGGGUACAAACGAAUUUUUUAUUUAAUAAAUAUAUUUACAUUACCUCAG